AUGCUAACAUUACAGAAAGAGAUCAAAGACAUCAAGGAGUUCGUUGAAUUGGCUAGAAGAGCUGACAUCAAGUCUGCCACCGUCAAGGUCAACAAGAAGAUCAACGCCAACGGUAAGGUCUUCAAGCAGACCAAGUUCAAGGUCAGAGGUUCCAGAUACCAAUACACCUUGGUUGUCAACGACCAAGCUAAGGCCAAGAAGUUGCAACAAUCCUUGCCUCCAUCUUUGGAAAUCGAGACUUUGUAA
Australozyma saopauloensis is the source of this 246-nucleotide messenger RNA. RefSeq names its product 60S ribosomal protein eL38 (gene RPL38). Bases 1 to 246 code for a protein of 81 amino acids. Gene Ontology annotation, cellular component: ribosome; cytosolic large ribosomal subunit. The record is from RefSeq and is a predicted model, not a curated record. The transcript has a single exon. Gene Ontology annotation, molecular function: structural constituent of ribosome. Gene Ontology annotation, biological process: translation; protein-RNA complex assembly. NCBI's taxonomy places the organism in Eukaryota, Fungi, Ascomycota, Pichiomycetes, Serinales, Metschnikowiaceae.